Molecule: messenger RNA, 2584 nt
Organism: Sycon ciliatum
Lineage: Eukaryota; Metazoa; Porifera; Calcarea; Leucosolenida; Sycettidae
Product: arylsulfatase B-like
Exons: 15
Coding region: 41-2050 (669 amino acids)
Source: RefSeq, a predicted model, not a curated record
ACCGCCAUGUACAGUAUCGAGCAGAGUGUGAGUGUGCAAGAUGCCAGCGCAGCUUUUCUGCAUCUCACGCAUGCCUUUGCGCAUUCUUUGCGGCCGUUUGCCCACAUUGCCGACCCGCGGCAGAAGCAAUUUGUUACGACGUGCUGAAACGGCCAGAAGAGAGAGAGAGAGAAAGAGCCGUGGAGAAGUCGGCUCCGCUGUCGAAGUGGGGAUACAAAUAGGUUGGAGCCUGUCCGUCCCCUGGGCUCCAGUUUCGUUUGCUUGUAGAACGGAAGAGGUUGUGUUGGCUCACACGCCAAGCGUAGGGAUGUCGCCUUUGGCACUGCCGCGGGGCGUGUGGAAGUCGUGGAGAUCUGGCGGUGGAGCAUCACGAUGGAUAGUCGCAUGGCUCUUGAAUCAAGUCCUGGUUCGAGUUAUUCAAGCGAGACUGGAAUACGAGGAACACCCUCAAGGAGUGUUCAACUCUUCUAGUCAACGCUAUGUGGAGACAGACCUAUUUCGCAACAACGUAGUGUGGCAGAGUCGCCGUCCGAACAUCAUAUUCGUCAUGGCGGAUGACCUCGGCUGGAACGAUGUUGGCUGGAACCCCUACUCCAGAGUGAAGACACCCACGCUGACCAAACUAGCGGCAAAGGGUGUUAUCCUCUCCAAUUCUUACACACUACCAAAGUGUGCACCGUCACGGUAUGCCUUCAUGACUGGCCGCCAUCCAAUCUACUCUGGAUUCCAGGCGACUAACGCACGGCCCGAUCAACCAAUCGGCGCUCCCCUGGACACGCCACUCUUCUCCAAUGUCAUGAAGAAACUCGGCUACGAAACACACUUGAUUGGAAAAUGGCAUCUUGGCUUCUGCAACUGGUCUUACACGCCAACGGAGAGAGGGUUCGACUCAUUCUUUGGAUUCUACGGUGGCUCCACAGAUCACUACGUGCACUGGAAACUCUGGAAUAAGAUGCUGGGUUAUGAUCUUCGCAGCAAUAAGGAGGAAGUGCAUGAGCAGUUCCGCAACAGAUUCUCCGCUCACAUCUUCACAAAGCACGCUCUGAGGGUUAUUCGUAAGCAUGACAGAAGCCGGCCGCUGUUUCUGGUCACAACGCUGGCUGCUCCACAUGCACCCAUGCAGGCACCCAUACGCUACAGAAGACUGUACCGACGGCAGGCUAAAGAAGGAUGGUCAGCCAAGGAAAUGACAUAUGCCGCAAUGGUGACUGCAGUAGACACUGCCAUUGCCAGGAUAGUGUCAAUGCUGAAGAAGAGGAAGAUGCUGGAGAACUCCAUUCUGAUUUUCACAUCGGACAACGGUGCGUUUGCCCCGGCCAGCAACUACCCAUUGCGGGGCACAAAGUCAACACUGUUUGAAGGAGGAACACGAGUGCCGACCAUGGUGUACAGCCCACUGCUACAGAAACAUGGUUAUGUCAAUACGGAUCUGUUCCACAGCACGGAUUGGCUACCGACAUUGGCCUCCAUUGCUGGUGCAAAACCGGAGGACAUUCCACACAAUGUGGACGGCAUGGACGCCAGCCAGUCGCUACUCGCGGGCAUGCCCUCGCCACGGCAAGAAGUCCUGUACAACGUGGAAAGAAACGGCGGUCGCUACAAAGCGUCCAUCCGCGACACGCGCUGGAAGCUGCUGAUUGGAAGCUGGAAGAAAAUAAGAGCUGGUUGGGGGAAUGAUAUCGAUGUCAUGCUGAAGGCACAGCACCCGAUACCGCUCCGAUCGCUGCUCAACCCGUCCGGCGUGCCGUGGAACACGUCCGCCUCGUACUCGCGCAUUGCACAGCAAGCCGGCCUGGAGAAUACGGAUCUCAGCGGCCCGUACUGGAUCGGGACCACUCCUUACUCGCUGUUCGACCUGAAAGAAGACCCGUGUGAAAAGAUCAACUUGCUGCACUAUCGUGGUAGCCAUGACGACCAGUUCACCCGCCUGUGGUCACGCUUGCAGGUAUACAUGUCCAAGACACACGACGAUGUCGUCAAGGCAACCAAGCCAACCCGCCUGGCCGAUCCACGGCGUUUCAACGGCUCCUGGUCCCCAGGAUGGUGUUGAAGUGUUACACGCAAUGGAGCUGGCGGAACAUAUCCACUUCCAAGUGAAGAACCAACUGGCAUUCUUGGCCUUCAAAUGCUGCUCAAAUUUGACUUGUUUUUUGGAUACCAAUUUGGAUACUGUACCAAGAAAAUUUGGGCUUUGGUAUAAUGCACAAUUCUCAAUUUUCUAACCCCCCCCUCGAAUCCGGCAGCUAAAUUUGUGAGCUUGAGAAAGUAAGUGAAAGAGACUUCUAACUGCUCAUCCAUAAUAUUGUUAAAACAUUUCCUUCCCUAGAAGACGAUAAGGAGCAUCAUUUGGCCGUUGAAAUUUUCACCGUGACUUGACUCGCCGAGCAAACACCCGUUUUCCCCAAAGGCAAUUCAUCAAGUUUCCAGCCUCAGAACACCUUCAGGAAUAAAUCUUGAAAGGAGAGAGGUUGUUAAUGAAAUAUAGUUUAGCAUCUCGAAUAAUAAUUACAACUGCAGUUGAUAAUCUGAUGUUUCUGUGAGUCGCUUAGUCCACCAUUCGCUUAGAAUUAGUAACUUAAAUCUG